ACAGGAAAAAGAAAAAAAGACUGAUCUGCCCGUCGACUCUCGCUCCAGGGCCAGCAGCAGGAGGAAGGCAGCGGAACGCCAAUCCAACUCCGCCGCCGCCGCCGCCGCCGCCGCCAUGAGCGCCAUGAAGUUCUGCCGCGAGUGCAACAACAUCCUGUACCCCAAGGAGGAGAAGGAGCGGCAGCUGCUCCUCUUCGCCUGCCGCAACUGCGAGCACCAGGAGGUGGCCGCCGACAACUGCGUCUACCGCAACAUCGUGCACCACGAGGCCGGGGAGCGCACGCAGGUCCUGCAGGACGUGGCUUCCGACCCAACCCUUCCCCGCACCAAGGACGUCCGCUGCUCUGCCUGCGGCCACGGCGAGGCCGUCUUCUUCCAGGCUACAGCAAGAGGGGAGGAGGGGAUGACUCUGUUCUUCGUAUGCUGCAACCCCUCCUGCGGCAACCGGUGGAGGGAGUGAGCGAUUCACAUCUCCUUCCUGCGGAGGCUACCGGCGACCCGUGCCCUUUAGGAUCAUGCUCUGGAAUUUAGUUUCCGAUAGCUAGCUUCUUGUUAGAGCACAAGGGAGCUGAACUUGUGAAACAUAUAAAUGUGGUUUCGGUACUUGCUCGUGGCCAUGCAUAUAUCGUGCAAACCUUUAUUAUGCCGCCCCCUAAUCACAUUUGAUAGAUUGGUUAUUGCCUA
Messenger RNA from Hordeum vulgare subsp. vulgare (domesticated barley), 684 nucleotides. RefSeq names its product DNA-directed RNA polymerases II, IV and V subunit 9A-like. Gene Ontology annotation, cellular component: RNA polymerase II, core complex. The transcript is spliced from 4 exons. The record is from RefSeq and is a predicted model, not a curated record. Gene Ontology annotation, molecular function: DNA-directed RNA polymerase activity; zinc ion binding; nucleic acid binding. Gene Ontology annotation, biological process: transcription-coupled nucleotide-excision repair; transcription initiation at RNA polymerase II promoter; DNA-templated transcription. Bases 116 to 460 code for a protein of 114 amino acids. Lineage: Eukaryota; Viridiplantae; Streptophyta; Magnoliopsida; Poales; Poaceae.